AUGUGCUGCGUUGGAGACGGAGAUGCUAUUGAUGAGGAAAAGAUCAUCCUUUGUUGCGCCGGAUGCUGCUUUCAUAUGGGUGUCUACACAGGAGGGGACUGCUGUGGAUGCACCGGUAAAGUUGGACUUUGCUGCUUGAACUGCGAGGUUUGCUGUCAACCAGGUGCCGAGUGUCUUCCCUGCAUUUGCUGUGGACCUGACGUGGAAUGCGACGGUAUGGCUUGCUGCAAGGCCCAGCUUCAUGCCUGUUGCUUUGCCAUUACCGCUGCCUUUCCCUGUGACGAGGAAGUCCCAGCUCUUGUUUCCGUUGCUGGAUUGACUCUCUACCCCAAGGUUGGAUGCUGCAUGCCUAUUAAGGAAGCUAUGGAUCGUGCUGAAUAA
Molecule: messenger RNA, 381 nt
Organism: Cylindrotheca closterium
Lineage: Eukaryota; Bacillariophyta; Bacillariophyceae; Bacillariales; Bacillariaceae
Source: the annotation of a GenBank genome assembly